AUGUGGGCGCGUCAGGCCAGUCAGGCACGAGAUCUCGAGAAAGUCAGAAAGUUCAAGUCGCGCUCAGAAGGUACACCCGUCGCACAUCAUAUCGAUGCGGAACUGCUCCAUCCUGCCACACCACCAGCGGAGGUCGCGCCUGCUACGAAUAUCCUGGAUCGGAUCUUACCCGGCUGGGCGAUGGGGGCAAAGCCAUAUCUGCUCUUGACGAGGAUAGAUAAACCUAUCGGAAGCGUGCUGCUCUUCUGGCCAUGUGCCUGGUCAAUCACCAUGGCGUCCACCGUGAACCACCUCCCCAUCACCACUCCCCUCUUCUACAUGGGCCUCUUUGGCGUCGGCGCCCUCAUCAUGCGCGGCGCAGGAUGUACCAUCAACGACAUGUGGGAUGCCAAGUUUGAUCGUGCUGUAGAACGAACCAAGAACAGACCAUUAGCGAGGGGAGAUGUCACGCAGUUUGGAGCUCUGACGUUUCUGGGCGUGCAGUUGACCGCUGGACUGGCUGUCUUGACGCAGCUCAACUGGUAUUCGAUCGUAUUGGGGGCUAGCUCGCUAGGCCUGGUCAUUCUCUACCCGUACAUGAAGCGAAUCACCUACUACCCUCAAGUCAUCUUCGGGAUGACAUUCAACUGGGGUGCCUUCCUGGGCUGGUCAGCCGUCGUCGGAGCUGUGGACUGGACGAUCGCUACCCCGGUGUACGUCGGCGGUGUCCUCUGGGGCAUCAUGUACGAUACGAUCUACGCACACCAGGACAAACACGACGACAUCCUCGUCGGCGUCAAAUCCACAGCCCUCGCCUUCCCCACCCACUCUCGACACUUCAUCUCCACCCUCUCCGCCUCCUUCGUCUCCCUCCUCACCCUCACAGGCUACCUCGCCGGCCUCGGCCCCGCCUACUACUCCAUCUCGUGCGUCGGCGCCGCGGCGCACCUGGCUUGGCAGUGCAAGACGGUAGACUUUGAGUCGCGCCCAGACUGCUGGAGCAAGUUUGUCAGUAAUGGGUAUUUGGGCGGGUUGAUCUGGUUAGGGAUUGCAGUGGACUAUGUGGGCGAGGUGCUUCUCAGUGGGUUAUGGUAA
Molecule: messenger RNA, 1074 nt
Organism: Dioszegia hungarica
Lineage: Eukaryota; Fungi; Basidiomycota; Tremellomycetes; Tremellales; Bulleribasidiaceae
Product: prenyltransferase
Exons: 7
Coding region: 1-1074 (357 amino acids)
Biological process (GO): ubiquinone biosynthetic process
Cellular component (GO): mitochondrial inner membrane
Molecular function (GO): 4-hydroxybenzoate polyprenyltransferase activity
Source: RefSeq, a predicted model, not a curated record